Penicillium olsonii is the source of this 4602-nucleotide messenger RNA. NCBI's taxonomy places the organism in Eukaryota, Fungi, Ascomycota, Eurotiomycetes, Eurotiales, Aspergillaceae. The record is from the annotation of a GenBank genome assembly.
AUGGGCUCAUCACGCCAGGUCUACCUGCUUCCAUUGAAGGACGAUGGAGCUCCAGAUGUUCCUGGAGGCUUCAUAUACCUGGCCCCUCCGCCAAAGGAGGGAUACGUUCUCCGGUUCAUCAUCGAGGGAACGAGCUCUAUCUGCCGACAGGGUAGCCUCUGGGUGAAUAUACCCGAAGAAGGCAAGCCAUUUGAGCGCCAUUCGUUCCGGGAAUUCAAAUUGCAACCCAACUUCAACGAGAACAUCCAGAUUGACAUUUCUGUGACAUUUGCUGGAUCCUUUGCUUUCUACACAACCUUCUCUCCCCUGCCGGAGUUCUCCGUCGAGGAUGUACCCACCCCUGAGCCUACUCAGACCCCGGUUCACUACAUCGAUGUGUCUCCAAGACUCACUGUGCAAGGGAAGGAACUGCCGCUAAAUGCGCUGUCUAUCUUCUCAGUGAUCUCCAAGUUCAUGGGCGAAUACCCUACGGACUGGGACAGACAUCUCCGUGGCAUCGGACAGCGGAACUAUAACAUGGUUCAUUUCACGCCCUUGAUGCAGCGCGGUUCGUCAAACUCCCCGUACAGUAUCUAUGAUCAAUUGGCAUUCGACAGCACCUUCUUCCCAAACGGAGAGGAUGAUGUAGCUGCUCUGGUCGCAAAGAUGGAGAAGGAAUACGGUCUUCUUACCUUGACUGAUGUAGUCUGGAACCACACAGCUAAUAAUAGCAAGUGGCUGGAAGAGCACCCGGAGUCUGGCUACAGUGUAACAACCGCCCCCUGGCUGGAGGCGGCUCUUGAGCUCGACACCGCCCUUUUGGAGUUCGGCGAGAAGCUCCAGGAUCAAGGCCUUCCCACGGAAUUCAAGACGGAGGGGGAGCUAGUAACAGUCAUGAACGCGGCGCGCAAGCAGGUCAUCGAUGGAAUUCGUCUUUGGGAAUUCUACGUCCUCGAUGUCAAAAGCGACGUCAAGAACAUCUUGGACGUGUGGAUUCAAGCUGAUAUUGACCCCAAGCUCGUUGAACAUAAGGAUAUGCAGCUGUUCAAGGGUUGGUCCCUGAACCAGCAAGCUAAUGUUACUCGAGAGCUCGGCAUUCCAUCCGCCAAGCAGGUACUAGGCCGGUUUGGCCGCACCGUGGAUCCGAAGUUUGGUGCCGUUGCUUUGAACGUUCUUUACGGAGAUUACGACGAAUCGAGCACAAACCUGGCCGAGGUUGAGCAGACCUUGACCAAGCUUCUUGACGAAGCAAACCUCCCCUUCUACAAGGAAUACAAUGCCGAUGUCGACGCCAUUAUGGACCAGCUGUUCAACCGUGUCAAGUAUCUGAGGAUCGAUGACCAUGGCCCUAAGAUGGGUCCUGUCACGAAGGAUAACCCUUUGAUUGAGACUUACUUCACUCGUCUGCCUCUCAAUGAGACGACAAAGAAGCAUGACCCUAAAGCUCUGGCUCUGGCCAACAACGGCUGGAUCUGGAAUGCUGAUGCCAUGCGAGACAAUGCUGGUCCUGAUUCUAGGGCUUACCUUCGCCGUGAAGUCAUUGUCUGGGGUGAUUGCGUCAAGCUCCGAUACGGAUCAUCUCCUGAGGAUAGCCCGUUCCUAUGGGACUUCAUGACUCGCUAUACUCGCCUUAUGGCCAAGUACUUUGUCGGAUUCCGAAUCGACAAUUGCCACUCCACGCCAUUGGCCGUUGCAGAAUACCUGUUAGAUGAAGCCCGCAAGGUCCGGCCUGAUUUGACUGUGUUCGCAGAACUCUUCACCGGCUCCGAGGAGGCCGACUACGUCUUUGUGAAGCGGUUGGGUAUCAAUGCCCUCAUUCGCGAAGCCAUGCAGGCUUGGAGUACCGAAGAGCUGAGCCGUCUUGUCCAUCGCCAUGGAGGCCAACCAAUUGGCAGCUUCGAGAUGGAUCUUCCGUCAGCUGGAAGCAGCCACGCCAUCGCGUCUGCCAAGUCCGGAAAAAGCGACGAGAAUAUCACCCAUAUUCGACCAUGCCCUGUGCCUGCUCUGUUUAUGGACUGUACCCAUGACAAUGAGGUUCCUGCUCAGAAACGCGAUGCUAGGGACACCCUUUCAAACGCUGCGCUUGUUUCAAUGUGUGCAUCCGCCACUGGCAGUGUGAUGGGAUACGAUGAGGUUUACCCCAAGCUCAUUGAUCUGGUGCAUGAGACCCGUCAAUAUGCCUCUGUGUCCUCGGAUGCAGAGAAGCUUGAUGUUGGAGCUGGCGAGGGGGGCAUUGGCGGUGUCAAGAAGCUGUUGAACGAGCUUCACACCAUGAUGGGAGUUGAAGGCUACGACGAGACCCAUAUCCACCACGAUGGUGAAUACAUCACCGUGCACAGAGUGCACCCCAAGACCAGAAAGGGUAUUUUUUUGAUUGCGCAUACCGCCUUCCCGGGCAACGAAAGUGGUGCUAUUUUAGACGCCACUCACAUUGCCGGCACCAGUGCCAAGCACAUCGGAUCGUGGCAGCUCCAGGUCGAGGCUGGUGAUGAGGAAAAGACGAAGGUCCUGGACGACGAAAAGUACUUGAAGGGUCUUCCCAGUCAAACCCGCGCCAUUGAGAGCACUAACAUCGAGCAAAACGACAAAGAAGUCAUUGUCUCUGUCCUCGAUACUCUUGUACCUGGAUCCAUUGCCCUUUUUGAGACUUGGAUCCCGGGCGCAGACCACGCAGACGGAUUUGAGAAUAACCUCACCCACGGUGCAGAUGAGGCAUUUUCCGAACUCAGCUUGGUUGAUCUCAACUUUGUGCUUUACCGCUGCGAAGCUGAGGAGAGGGACUCUAGCGACGGCCAGGACGGCAUCUAUGAGAUCCCUAAGCUUGGCCCCAUGGUCUAUGCUGGUAUUCAGGGCUGGUGGAGUGUUCUUGAGGACAUCAUCAAGUACAACCAGCUUGGUCACCCCCUCUGCGAUCAUUUGCGCGAGGGUCAAUGGGCCUUGGAAUACAUAAUUGGACGCUUGGAGAAGGCUGCCGCAAAGGAGGGUUAUGUUUCCUUGAAGAGGCCUGCCGCAUGGCUGCGUGGGAAGUUUGACGCUGUUCGCAACUUGCCCAACUUCCUUUUCCCGAGGUACUUCGCAAUUAUUGUGCAAGUCGCAUACAAUGCGGCAUGGAAGAGGGGCAUCCACCUGCUUGGAGACAAUGUGCGACACGGCCAGGAGUUCAUCCACCAGCUUGCGAUGGUCAGCGUUCAACAGACCGGCUAUGUCAAGUCCGCAUCGCUGUGGCCUACCAAGAUGGUCCCCAGUCUCGCGGCAGGAUUGCCUCAUUUCGCAGUCGAUUGGACAAGAUGCUGGGGUCGGGAUAUCUUUAUCUCUAUCCGCGGUCUUUUCCUUUGCACUCAGCGCUUUGACGAUGCCAAGGAACAUAUUAUUGCAUUUGCUAGCGUACUGAAGCAUGGUAUGAUCCCAAACCUGCUGAGUAGCGGCAAGCUACCGAGAUACAAUUCUCGUGACUCCGUUUGGUUCUUCAUGCAGGCCAUCCAAGACUACACUGAGAUGGCACCCAACGGCAUCGAAAUCUUGCAAGAGAAGAUCCCAAGACGCUUCUUGCCGUAUGACGACACUUGGUUCCCCUUUGAUGACCCUCGCGCGUAUUCAGUGUCUCCGACCCUCCUCGAGUGCAUUCAGGAAGUGUUCCAAAAACAUGCCUCUGGCAUGUCUUUCCGCGAAUACAAUGCCGGCCCGGACCUUGACUGCCAGAUGAAGACCGAAGGAUUCCAGAUCGACGUGAAUGUUGACUGGAAUACGGGUCUUAUCUUUGGUGGCAAUCAGGACAACUGCGGUACCUGGCAAGACAAGAUGGGCGAGAGUACCAAGGCUGGAAACAAGGGUGUGCCUGGCACACCGCGUGAUGGCUCCGCCAUCGAGAUUACCGGACUCUCUUAUAGCGCGCUGGCGUGGGUUGCCCGCCUUCAUGAAUCCAAGGCAUACCCACACGAGGGUGUUGACAUUGGCGAUGGUAAGAAAAUCCGCUUUGCCGAGUGGGCCGGCAAGAUCAAGGACAACUUUGAACGUUGCUACUUCGUCCCUCUUGAUCCCAAUGAAGACGGCCAGCACGAUGUGGAUGCAAACAUCGUCAACCGCCGCGGCAUCUACAAGGACUUGUACAAGUCUGGCAAGCCCUACGAAGACUAUCAGCUCCGCGCCAACUUCCCCAUCGCCAUGUCUGUUGCCCCAGAGCUAUUCACACCGGCCAAGGCCCUUGUCGCACUCUCGAUUGCCGACUCUGCCAUUGUCGGUCCUGUCGGCAUGUCGACCCUUGACCCUUCCGACCUGAACUAUCGCCCCAAUUACAUUAACUCCGACGAUUCGGGUGACUUUGCGACGGCCAAGGGUCGCAAUUACCACCAGGGUCCGGAAUGGGUCUGGCAACGCGGGUAUUUCCUUCGUGCCUUACUGCACUUUGAUCUUCUGCGCCGCAAGACGCCAGAAGAGCGAACCGAAUGCUUCCAGCAGGUCACUCGCCGACUUGAUGGUUGCAAGAAGGCUUUGCGAGAGAGCCCCUGGAAGGGCCUGACGGAGUUGUCUAACCAGGCCGGCGCACAUUGCAAUGACUCGUCUCCUACUCAAUCCUGGUCCGCAGCCUGCCUGCUGGACGUUUAUUACGACGCAUCACAUUCGUAA